Molecule: messenger RNA, 1812 nt
Organism: Cuscuta campestris
Lineage: Eukaryota; Viridiplantae; Streptophyta; Magnoliopsida; Solanales; Convolvulaceae
Source: the annotation of a GenBank genome assembly
CCGGCUUCUCUCCUCCGGGGUCCAUGCCAUUUUGCACUCCACUUUUUGGAAGGCAUCGGCGGUUCAGCCGAAAUUGCAGGAACCAUUGAGAAACUUAUCCCUCUAUAACUCAUCAUCGUCUUCCCCUUCAAAGACCUAUAUGGGAAUGAAUUUCAGAGAAUGAAUUCCUAAACAGUACACAUCCAAGGAGGUUCUUGUUGAAGCAUUGUAGAUCUGUGAGAGGGAGGAAUUGAUCAUUGUGAAGGGUAUAACAGGGAAGCAAUAUAAACCAUGGAUCAAAAUUCUUGCACUAGUAACAAGAGGCACGAAAGGAAUUCCAAUAGUAUCAGGAUAUGUGAUCUGCCUGACCCAAUUCUCCAGCUUAUAUUAUCAUCCCUUCCCAUAAAAGAUGCAAUUGGAACGAGUGUACUUUCCAAAAGGUGGGAACAUCUAUGGAUGGGUAUUUCCAAAAUUUCGUUGAAAGAAGAAGGAACUUGGGAGAAAAGGAGACAGUUCAUAGUUUUCGUGACGAAGUUGCUUGAAGUUUUCGAUUGCACAAAUCUUGAAAAUUUGCUGACAUUUCGAGUUGGGGGGCAUGCUUCUGAGGUUAACGAGUGGCUAAGUGGCUUCAUCAACCCUAAGAUUCAGGAAUUAAUUCUCUGCCUCGAUGGAACGAAUGAAUCUGAGAAACCAUUGACCUUCCCUGACCACCUGUUUACCUGUUCGACAUUGACAACAUUUGGAUUAAGGCUGCGAAAUGUUUUCAAACUUCCUUCUUCCAUUUAUUUCAAAAGCCUCAAGACUUUAUGCUUAGUAGAUGUUACAUUACCUGAUAGAUCUUCAACAGAACAACUUAUCGCAGGUUGCCCGGCCCUGGAGCAGUUGACCUUGAUGGAUAUCAACUGGGUGAAUGUUGAAACUCUUUGUAUUUUCUCUGAUGUCCUUCAAAAAUUGGAGAUAAUUGAGCCGGUAGAAUAUGACGUUCUGGCUCGUGAAGAUGAAGAUGAAGACGAAGACGAUGAUAUGGGUGGUCAGGAUGAGCAAAAUUGUUGCAAUAUAGUGAUCAGUGGGACUAAUUUGAAGGUGUUUUCUUACACUGGCGCAGUCACAAGUGAAAUUUCCUUUCACAGUCCAGCAUCAGUGAUCGAUGCGUCUAUUCAUGUUCAACACCGUUAUAGUAAAUGCAUGGACAACUUUGACUGGGAACCAGCAGCCGGUAGUUAUGUGGUUGAUCUUCUAAAAGACCUACAGGAUGUGGAAAAGCUCUCGGUUUCUUUUGUUUCCCUAAUGGCUCUCAGUCGUGCGUUGUCAUGGGAGCGUCUACCGUUGUUUUCCAAUUUGGUCGAGCUUCACGUGGUUUCAACCAUUAUAAGUCUCACCUGUGAGGGGUUGAUUGCUAUAAUUCAAAAGUCACCAUGCCUCCAAGUUGUUCACUUUGACAAAGGGGUGUACAUGCUUAAAUAUCGCAGCUAUUGCGGCUAUAUCAUGGAUCCAGUGCCUGUUCUGUCUAGAACACAGCUGAGGAGGAUUGUGAUCAAGCAUUACUCUUGGGAUAAGUUUGAUGCAGUAAAGACUUUGCUGCAAGCAUUACCGGUUCUGGAGACACUGCAUAUUAGUUGUUCAGGUGAUGGUAACUCUCCAACUGGAUCAGAGAGGUUAGACAACUUGUGCCAGAAGAUCAAAAGUCUUCCCAGACGGUCGAAAGAUUGUGAGAUAGUCUUGAAAUAUAUGAAGUGAAAAAUUGAAAGAAUGGAACGACGUUUGGGCUUUGCUGCACUGCUUAUACUUGUGUAGCUCAUGAAGUCAAUUUUGAAACAAAGUUACUUGAGUUGA